This is a messenger RNA of Aphanomyces invadans, 2376 nucleotides long. RefSeq lists its product as hypothetical. The record is from RefSeq and is a predicted model, not a curated record. Bases 1 to 2376 code for a protein of 791 amino acids. The transcript has 2 exons. NCBI's taxonomy places the organism in Eukaryota, Oomycota, Saprolegniomycetes, Saprolegniales, Verrucalvaceae.
AUGCUCUGGCGCGUCGUGGCAUGGCUCGGCGUGGCGUGCCUUGUGGGCACGUCCGCGCAGAUCAGUGGAAAGAACCAAGUGUACUGCAAGAAGACGCCCAACCGAGGCGAUGGGGAAUCCUCUGGCAUCCUCACGGGCAGCAAGUGCGAGCUGGACCUCCUCCUCGUCGCGUCUGCCGCCGGACUCGGCAAAGACAUCAAGUUCUACUUUCAAGUGAACCGCACGGUGCCGUUUGUGCCUGUGCCAGUGUAUGACUCGAUAAGCGGACGGUCGACUCAACUUGCCGAGAUUGAAAGCGGCUCUGUCGGGCUGGUCCCGGUCAACUUCGACAUCACCAAGAUUGGCCGCAUUGAUUCGAUCACGUUUCAGAACAGCAGCCUCCUCGUCCGCAAGAACUUUUCAGAGUACGGCGUCGAGACGUUGCUCGAGCCGCAGAAGCCUGUCUCGGUCUCGAUCCCGGGCACGUACAAAGCCCUCGGAUGGUUCCGGGUGACCGACAGUGUCACCAACUCGACCAACGAGUACGUGGCGAUUCGCGACGGCGUCGAGAUGAAAGAAGUCAAAGCGGUCGAGUUUCGCAGCAUUGUAUACGACGAAAAGACAACGUACUGCUGGAGGACGACCAACUCGUCCAAGUUUGAUGGCAUGACGUACGAUGACCAAACGUUCGAUUCCUCGUGCCCCAUCACGAUCGCUGUCGCAAACCCUCGCGUCGCCAACAACCUCGUGCCGUUCAGCCUGGCAUGGACCAUGAAAAUCGUACCCAACUACGUUCAAAACGGUGGCAAAGGCGUGUACGCGCUCGGGUUGUCGGACGAAGCGGCAAACGCGGCAUCGAUUUUGCAUUCGACCGUGCAUCUGUGCCACGUUGACGACGACGCGGUGUGCCACAUCUUCAGCCCCAAACCGUAUGCUCUAUCGAGUCCCGACUUGACAGGCGCGUUCGACGCCGGCUGCGCCGACUUUACUGCACCAGGGCUAGAACUUACGAAAGGGCAGUACGUCGGAUUCGUCCACGGCGUCGUGGCCAAGGCGGACAGGUCGUUUCUCCACGUCGCCACGUACUUUGGCAUUAAAGUCGACGAGAAGCACGCCAAGGCCCCGGACGCGGUUGCCCAAGUCGUCAACAAAACGUAUUGCUGGAAAGUAUUCGCCCCUGCAUCCGCUCGCAACGUGAGCACGUUGUCGGCCCUUGGCGGCUACUCGGUGGACGAUUCGUGCCCCAUGGCCCUGAAACUCAACCUCUCGACGCAGACCACGACCAACACGUCCCUGGUUGUCCUUCCCCAGGUGACGCUCUCCCCUGUGAAGCCCAGCGUCGUCACGCUGGCCAUGCUGCCUGAGGGGUAUGCGAUUUCGCUAGCAACGCUGACCGUGUGCCGCAGCAACGAGACAUGCGGUCCAUUCGCACCGCCCCUUCCAGCCUCUGCGCCGUUGGACUACCCGGUGGUGGACGUGAAGGCGGUGUCCCCGACGGCAUUUGACCCCGCUACGCUCGUGUUUCGUGAAGCUGGAUCGUACAACGUUUUCUUUAUCGCGACCGUCGACGUCGGCAAAGGCGUGCGCCUCGACGUGAGUGUGAUGUCAACGAUUCAAGUCCAAGAUGCAGUCGCACCAGUCAACAACACGACGUUGUAUAUUGCGAUUGUGGGGGGUGUCGUCGGAUUCCUCGUCCUUGCCGUCAUCAUUUGGUGCUGCGUCCGUCGCCGACGCAAGGCGCGAUGGGACCGCCAUCGCCUCCAACGAGGGGCCAUGUCAUUCAAAGAGAACCAAACGUCGACGAGAGUGCACUCGUCGAUCCCGAUGGUCAACCAGCGAGGCGGUAUCACGGAAGUGCCCCGCCUGUAUGACGAGGCCGACGCGGGCGCAAAUCCAAAGCUGGACUUGGCCGUGUCGCAUUACAUGUACAACCAGGACGCCCGGCGAGUCGAUGAAUAUCCUCGCCGUGUCACGUCGCAAUACGACCCGCGCUCGAGUCUCGAGUACGACACCCCACCACCACGCGAUGAGGGAGUGCACUUGGGCUACGACGACUACCAGCCGCACCAUCGCGACCCCCGCCAACCGAACCACCACGAUUACCAAGACAAGAGGCGUCGGCAUGGAGGGGAGGCCCCUCCCCGCCGGGCAAACUCGGCUCGCCAGCCCGACGAUUUCCGCGACCGCCAACUCGUCCUGCGAGACGAGUACCAACCAGACUUGCCGGACCCGACCCACCGGAAAUUGGCUCUCAAGGCCCAUGCCCACAACGAUGUUGGAGAUGACGACUACCUCUACGACACCAACAUGUCCCCGAGCUCUAUCCGCAAUAACUACGGCGGGUACGACAUGUCUUUUGGUGCAAGCAGUACCGACGACCGAGCGCAUUUUCGUUAA